CAUUUCAUUUCAUUUUCAACUUCGAAUACUUCUCUCUCCAAACAAACCGAAUACAUUUCUCUCUCUAAAUCAAACCCACACAUUCCUUCGUCUUCAACCUUUUUCAAUUUCGUAACUUUCAGAGUUACCUAAAGCUACUACUACUUCACAAUCUCUAAUGGCCGAUCGCCGAGUCGAACCGGCCGACCCUUUUCUCGUCAAGUACCAACCUUCAGAGUUAAAAAUCGCUUCCGAGUUUCUCACAACUUGGCUUCCUUUUCUCUCUAGAGAUCUUUGCAGUAGUUGCACCGACGUCCUCUCUGAUCGAAUUCGCUCUCUUGAAUUAGAGGUUGGCGGUGAUUCAGAAUUAUUACAAUCGGAUAAUUUGAAAUUGAUGGAAAAGACUAGUGAUAAUCAAACGGAAAAUUUUGAUGGGAAUUCAAUAGGGAGUGGGAAAGAUAAGGAGGAUACUAAUUCAUUGGGUAGUUGGAAAGAUGGGGAGAAUGGAUUAUCAAGGGAAGGGACUAGUGAGCCUUCUUCUUCUAGGGAGACUCAUAGUCCUCGAAUGUCUUGGGCUGACAUGGCACAAGAGGAUGAACUUGAAGAAGAUGGUGGGGAAGAUGAUGAUUGUGAUGUUGAAGGAGAGGAUGAUCAAGAAUCGAGUAGUAAGCGAGUGGUUAAUGUUAAUUCUUCAACUGGAAAUCUGAGGAUAUCUAAGGUGAUUGAAAAGCCCAAGCUGUCUAGGGAGCAGAGGGAGUACAUUAGGUUCACGAGUGUACAGAGGAAGAAGGAUUUUAUCUGUUUGGAGAGGAUCAAAGGAAAAUUAGUUAACAUUGUUGAUGGGCUUGAACUCCACUCUGGGAUUUUCAGUGCUGCAGAACAAAAGAGGAUAGUAAAUUAUGUUUACAUGCUUGAGGAGAAAGGCAGAAGGGGAGAACUCAGAGAGCGUACUUUUACUGCUCCUCAAAAGUGGAUGAGGGGAAAGGGACGUGUCACCAUUCAGUUUGGGUGCUGCUACAACUAUGCAACGGAUAGAAAGGGUAAUCCUCCUGGGAUUCUCUCAAAUGAAAAUGUAGAUCCACUACCUGAUCUUUUCAAGGUCAUUAUAAGGAGGCUAGUGAAGUGGCAUGUACUUCCCCCAACUUGUGUACCGGACAGUUGCAUUGUGAACAUCUAUGACGAGGGGGACUGCAUACCUCCUCAUAUUGACAAUCAUGACUUUGUUCGACCGUUCUGUACAGUAUCAUUUCUUAGUGAAUGGAAGAUGAUUUUUGGAUCAAACUUGAAAAUUGCUGGUCCCGGUGAGUUUGAUGGGCCAUAUUCAAUUCCUCUGCCGAUGGGAUCUGUUCUUGUUCUGAAUGGAAAUGGAGCCGAUGUUGCUAAGCAUUGUGUGCCUGCAGUACCAGCAAAGAGGAUAUCUAUAACAUUUAGAAGAAUGGAUGAAUCAAAACGACCAAAUGACUAUGCCCCGGAACCUGAUUUGGAAGGAAUUGUCCCAUUGCCUUAUGAUGUUGCUGCCGAGAAGACAAAUGGUCCUAAAGUAGUGGACCACCCCAGAAAGAGAUAUUCAGACAGAAGAGGAAAUCACAAUAACAUGGCUGCAAGGGGGUCUGCUGGGAGAGGCGAUGUAUCCCAACAUUCGGAAUAUCACAACCCAAUUUGGGGUCAACGAGGACCAGCAAAUUGGCGAAGGUCAGGUUGAAUAUUCACAACCGGUGCAUACCCGCACCGCCAUUAUAAUUCUUAGAUAGCUGAUUAUGCUUGUUUGAGGCUGUGGUUUUCUUAUGACGAGAGAGGUGUGUGUCCAAGGGGGUUAUAUUACAAGUGAGUGAGGCUCCAAAAUAAUCUGAAAGCAGGCGUGAUUGGGUUUUGCAUCUUUGUACAUUUAUCGAAUAGGUCUACCAUAUUUUGUUUUGUCUUAGAUAUUUUUUAGCUGACCAAUAUCUAUAAAUGAUUACACAUAGAGAGAGAAAGAGAAACUAUUAUUCAUUUUUAUUUUAUUUUUUCUCCCUUUGCCUUUUUUCUUUCUGUUUUCCUCCAUUUAGGAAUUUUUAAUUGUAAAAGUGAGUCUUAUCUUUAAGCUUAAAAAUGUCUGGAUUUCAUUUGAUGAGUA
Cannabis sativa is the source of this 2092-nucleotide messenger RNA. RefSeq names its product RNA demethylase ALKBH9B. The record is from RefSeq and is a predicted model, not a curated record. The coding region runs from base 158 to 1681 and encodes 507 amino acids. Gene Ontology annotation, molecular function: mRNA binding; demethylase activity. Gene Ontology annotation, biological process: mRNA catabolic process. NCBI's taxonomy places the organism in Eukaryota, Viridiplantae, Streptophyta, Magnoliopsida, Rosales, Cannabaceae. The transcript has 6 exons.